AGAAGCUUAUGGGAAUUAACAUGUCAGGGCAGCUGUAAGAGUGGAUCUUGAAAAACUGUAUUUGUUUCAUGCAAGAUUAGAUCUCACAGAAAACACAGGGACAGGCUAAAACUUGGUGAAAUUAGCUGUCACUGGGAAGGACUGGAAUUAUGCUUGUGAUAUAGUGUUUCAAACUGUAGUGUUUGUAAUCUAAAGGGAGUGCGGACCCAGGACGGGACAGCUAUCGAGGUACUCCAUAUCAGGACAGCUCCAGCCAAGAGAGUUUCACAGCCAGGACAGAAAAAGCGCCACUUUGGUACUGAAAUAUCCCAAGGGGUUUCGUGGUAGAUUAAUCAGAAACGGACUCCGAGCCGAAUAAGGAGAUAUUAGGGCCGAAGAUCAGAAGUUUGGACCAUGAGACACUAAGACAACAACUGGGGACUCGACAAUGGAGUCUACAUCAGUGGACACAACAGUGACAACCAUCGGCUCAAAUCCUACCCUGACACCCACUGAUCCGUCAACAUCAGGAGAAACAAAGGCAACAACUGAGGACUUGACAAUGGAGUCUACAUCAGUAGACACUACAGUGGCAAACAUCAGCUCAAAUCCUACCCUGACAUCUAUAGAUCCAUCAACAUCAGGAGAAACAAAGAUAAUAACUGAGACAAUGGAGUCUACAUCAGCAGACACAACAGUGACCACCAUCGGCUCAAAUCCUACCCUGACAUCCACUGAUCUGUCAACAUCAGGAAAAACAAAAACAACAACUGUGGACAUGACAAUGGAAUCAACAUCAGUGGACACAACAGUGACAAACAUUGUCUCAAAUCCUACCCUGACAUCCACUGAUCCGUCAACAUCAGGAGACACAAAGACAACAACUGAGGAAUUGACAAUGGAGUCAACUUCAGUGGACACAACAGUGACAACCAUUGGCUCAAAUCCUACCCUGACAUCCACUGACCCAUCAACAUCAGGAGAAACAAAGACAACUGAGACAAUGGAGUCUACAUCAGUGGACACAACAGUGACAACCAUUGGCUCAAAUCCUACCCUGACACCCACUGAUCCGUCAGGAGAAACAAAGACAACAACUGAGGACUCGACAAUGGAGUCUACUUCAGUGGACACAACAGUGGUAACCAUCAGCUCAAAACCUACCCUGACAUCCACUGAUCUAUCAACAUCAGGAGAAACAAAGACAACAACUGAAGACUCGACAAUGGAGUCUACUUCAGUGGACACAACAGUGGGAACCAUCAGCUCAAAACCUACCCUGACAUCCACUGAUCUAUCAACAUCAGGAGAAACAAAGACAACUGAGACAAUGGUGUCUACAUCAGUGGACACAACAGUGACAACCAUCGGCUCAAAUCCUACCCUGACACCCACUGAUCCGUCAACAUCAGGAGAAACAAAGACAACAACUGAGGACUCGACAAUGGAGUCUACUUCAGUGGACACAACAGUGGGAACCAUCAGCUCAAAACCUACCCUGACAUCCACUGAUGUAUCAACAUCAGCAGAAACUAAGACAACUGAGACAAUGGAGUCUACAUCAGUGGACACAACAGUGACAACCAUCGGCUCAAAUCCUACCCUGACACCCACUGAUCCGUCAACAUCAGGAGAAACAAAGACAACAACUGAGGACUCGACAAUGGAGUCUACUUCAGUGGACACAACAGUGGGAACCAUCAGCUCAAAACCUACCCUGACAUCCACUGAUCUAUCAACAUCAGGAGAAACUAAGACAACUGAGACAAUGGAGUCUACAUCAGUGGACACAACAGUGACAACCAUCGGCUCAAAUCCUACCCUGACACCCACUGAUCCGUCAACAUCAGGAGAAACAAAGACAACUGAGACAAUAGAGUCUACAUCAGUGGACACAACAGUGACAACCAUCGGCUCAAAUCCUACCCUGACACCCACUGAUCCGUCAACAUCAGGAGAAACAAAGACAACAACUGAGGACUCGACAAUGGAGUCUACUUCAGUGGACACAACAGUGGGAACCAUCAGCUCAAAACCUACCCUGACAUCCACUGAUCAAUCAACAUCAGGAGAAACAAAGACAACUGAGACAAUGGUGUCUACAUCAGUGGACACAACAGUGACAACUAUCGGCUCAAAUCCUACCCUGACAUCCACGGAUCCGUCAAUAUCGGGAGAAACAAAGACAACUGAGACAAUGGAGUCUACAUCAGUGGACACAACAGUGACAACCAUCGGCUCGAAUCCUACCCUGACACCGACUGAUCCGUCAACAUCAGGAGAAACAAAGACAACUGAGACAAUGGAGUCUACAUCAGUGGACACAACAGUGACAACCAUCGGCUCAAAUCCUACCCUGACACCCACUGAUCCGUCAACAUCAGGAGAAACAAAGACAACCAUUCAGCACACAACAAGGAAAUCCACGCCAGUGGACACAGCAGUGACCCCCAGCAGCCUAAAGCCUACCCUGACAUCCACUGACGAAUCAAUAUCAGGAGGACCAAAGCCAACAAGUCAGCACUCAACUAGAGAAUCUACAUCAGUGGACACAACAGUGACAACCAUCGGCUCAAAUCCUACCCUGACACCCACUGAUCCGUCAACAUCAGGAGGAAUGUCACCAACAGGACAGGUGUCAACAGGUCAAUCAAUGUCAACUGAUGGAACAACAUUCACCAAUAGUCCAGAUGUUACCACCACCUCUGCACAGUUCUCAACAACAGGAGUUAAUCCGUGUAAACAUGAAGGUUCCUGGGAUGGUGUUGAAUGUACCUGCCAAAUACCAUAUGAAGGACAGUACUGUGAAUUUUUAGCUAAUUCUGUUCCUGGAAAUGUGACUUAUGCCAUCAGAGUGACAGUAAAAAUAGAGAACAGGAAUUACUCCAUUGAACUGGCAAACAGAUCAUCUGAAACGUUCAUGAACUUUUCAAAGGAGUUUAAGGAACAGAUGCAAUUUGUUUAUGGACGUAUUCAAAGAUAUCAAACAGUCGAGAUCACAAUGACAAGCCAGGGCAGCAUUGUUACUGAUCACAAAGCUAUUUUCAACAAAAAAACAGAGCAGUUCGAUGAAAGCAUGAUAAAGGAAACAAUGAAAGAUAUCAAAGAAAGCUUACAAUCCAGGAAUUGUACCAACAGUAAUGAUUCAAAGCAGUGUUCAGGACUUCAGCUUGCGCCAAAUUACAAAAAUGUAUCAUACACAGAUCAAGAUGUGACUGUUGAUUGCUCUACGUAUGUCAAAGACAAUUUCAAGGACUAUUUUGCAGCUGUAAAUACAUCUUCGGGCUGGAUCUGUGUAUCAAGAUGUUACAGUGACCAUAAAGAUCACUUGCAGUGCCGAUACGGGAAAUGUGAGCUCACAGCAAAGGGUCCCAAAUGCUUAUGUGAUACAUCAAAGGAUUACUGGUACAUUGGAGAAAACUGUCAAUUCCCGGUCCAUAUAUUGACUCUCAUCAUCGUGACAGUAGUGGUGGUUCUGAUAAUCAUAGUCACAUUGAUAGUGCUGACUGUGUAUUGUACAAGAUACCAACAUAUGGUCAAGCGAAACCAUUUAUCAAGCAGGACGAAGACCCCAAAUCAGAUAUUGAAAUGGUGGGAGGAGGACAACUGGGAGUGGCGUGUAUCCCAAGGUUUAACUCUCAGCAACCUUGCUGCUGCAAAUGUUCACGAUACUCAGAAUUGAAGAGCCAUUCCCCAGAACAGAGGACAUGAACUCAUCUUUCAAGAUCAAAAUGUUAAAGCUGUAGACGGAAACAUACACUGUUUAAGUUCUCCUGGUCUGAUUAACACCUCACCUUCUCCACUCCAGAAACCAUGCAUUGGACUCACAAACAGAACUGGUCUGCAGCAAUCUGAUUAUGACAUCGUGUAUAGUCAUUUUUUAUUUCCUUAAAAGUUAGUUCCAUUAAAAGAUCACAGUUAAUUAUUUGUUAUAUUUGGUUUUGACCUUAAGGCUAGGAACCCUGCAUGAAGAUCAGCGGGGGUCAAUUACUGUGUGUGUGUGUCUCACAGGGUGUCAAAUUAACUUGUCACACCAGAUAUUGGCUGGGUGAAGGGAAGGGACAUUCCUGCAAUGGAACACCUGAUGGUAAUUAGGAGUAGGGUUUCAGGCUGGUUCCUUCCCUUACCUCUGUAUUGAAUCUACCUUUGUAUCCCUCAUGCUGACUUGACUGAGCUGAACACAGGCUGGCACCUUCCUGUGCUGUGCAAUGCAGCACAUAAACAUAAAUCUGUGCUUUCUGACCUCACCUCAGAUUCUUUUAGGGAGGGAAAGGAAAUAUGGUUGCAUCUCAUCAAGGUGAUUUUCUGCUUUGUACGAAUGUUAUUUUGGAUAUUUAUUAUUAUGUUAAUUAAAUAUGGAUAUGCUAAACAUUACUGUGGUAAUGUUAAUGUAGCUGACUUGUGAAAAUGUACAAGACAUGAGAUCAGCAAAAGAAGCACUGAUCCAGACUCCAGCCAAAUCUGUGCAGUAUUACCCCAUCCCCAGUGCAGCUCUCACUCUCAGAACGUAUUCGCCUACCUCGCAUUGUUUUCAUUCUCCCUCCGCACUUUCUUCCCUUCCCCAAUCCCGUGUCUAUUCCUCUCCUCACCCAAUUUCUCUACAUCACAAUGUCCCGCCUUAUUCCUUGUCUCUCUCUCUCUCUCAUUCCAACCCCUACUCCCCUAAACCCUUUCUGUCCAUGUCCUAUUACUGUAUUGUUCCCACAGUUUACACUAGGACUAUUCCCUGCGCUCCUCAGUACCACUCUUGGAAUGGAUUCCUUCAGGAAUUGUUUGUAAAAUUUAAUUUUUGGAUAUUGACUGGAAUGAAACAGAAGGUUUAUGAAGAGGUAACUUCAUGUUGUUACUGAGGUUUGGCUCACUACAGAUUAGUCCAAUUAUUAAGAGGCCUCCAAGACUGGAACCUCCUUCUGAAAGAAAACCUGGUUUCUGAAGGCUCGAUGCAGCAUUGUACUUGGGAAUGCUAUUCUGGACUCCAGACAGAAUCAUAGAAACCCAAAAGUGCAGAAAGAGGUCAUUCAGCCCAUCAUGUCUUUACCAACCCUCCAAAGAG
This is a messenger RNA of Chiloscyllium plagiosum (whitespotted bambooshark), 5032 nucleotides long. The record is from RefSeq and is a predicted model, not a curated record. NCBI's taxonomy places the organism in Eukaryota, Metazoa, Chordata, Chondrichthyes, Orectolobiformes, Hemiscylliidae.